UCUGGGUUUUCAAAUCCCACAACUACGGAAGGCGUGUUCGUGCCAACGGCCCUGGGAGCAUUUCAAUCGUCCAGUGGACCGGCUGUACUUGUGGACUUGCGGCAGCAGCAUUGAGUUGUGCCGCUGUGGUCAGGUGCUAUCCCCACCAUCUGUCCCCGCCACUGGCAGGGGGGUAGGCCGACAAGAUGCCACAUCGGGUGGUGGACUUCAUCCGGUCAUCAACGCACUCAAUUGAGAGCCAAGUUUCCAGCUUAACGAAGAAAACGAGUCCGGGCGCGCCACGGAGGCGGACCUCUCCAAAUCGAACUGGGAAAGUCUCGAGGAGCUCGGAGCGGGCAUCUUUCACCUUAAUCAGCGACAACGACCUAGACAACGCUGCUGUCUCGCCAUAUGCAACAAGCGUGAACAUGAGCGAUUCUCGAGCGAGCAGCCUUUCCUCAGACUCGCAUAAGGAAGCCGCGCAUCAUCACCAUCACAGGAUUUCCUUCCCUGGCCUGCACAUUGUCCGUUUGAGCAAAGAUGCUCACACUUCGUUGCCAGCCUCCCUGGACUGGCAGCUCGAGUCCCCGCCAAUCGUCAUGUAUGGCGAUCCCGAAAGGAGCAGCGGUGCACUGGUUUCCGGCCAGUUAUUCUUGAACAUCAGGGAAGAUGGGUUGGAAAUCGACUCGUUCCACGCCACACUCAGCAUCCAUGUGACGCAGAAGAAGCCUUUCGCAACACACUGCAACGAAUGUACGCACCAAUACACCGAGCUGAAGAGGUGGGAGUUCCUCCAAAAUCCGUUGCUCAUGAGUAAAGGUGAACACUCGUUCCCCUUUUCGGUGCUACUAGAAGGGCAUCUUCCAUCUACCAUGGACAGUCCGCUGGUCUCGAUCUCGUACGAGUUCAAGGCCGAAGCGCUCCCCAGAAGCAAUGGCUGUCCACUGGCACCCAUUAAACUGGAAAAGGUACUCGAUGUCAAGCGCAGCCUCCCGACUUCUGAGACGCCACAUCACUCUGUCCGUGUCUUCCCUCCCACCAACAUCAAAGCCAGCGCACACUACCCCCACGUGAUCCAUCCAAUUGGCAGCAAUACGCUGUCCCUGCGUCUCGAUGGCAUCGCCAAAUUCAACCCCAAGGUCAACACGGUCGAGUACUGGAAACUGAAGAAGCUCACGUGGAAGCUUGAAGAGACGACAAAGACGAUCGCGCCGGCGUGCGAACGGCACAGUCCCAAACUCGAUGAUGGCGCGGAGGAGCAGCAGAGCAAGAAGGGCGUCGUCCGCUCCGAGACCCGGGUGAUCGGCGAGAAGACACUCUUCUCCGGCUGGAAGAGCAACUAUACGAGCGCCACCGACAGCAUCGUCGAACUGGAGCUGGACUACAGUCUGGCGAAGAAUGCCAAGUACGCAUGCGACACUAAGAGCCGCGACGGAACCGAGGUGACUCAUCAGCUGAUGGUCGAGAUGGUAGUCUCGCAGGAAUGGGCCCCGGUCAACAAGCCGUCGCUUGUGACGCAUACGGGCAUCGGACGCAUCCUGCGGAUGCACUUCGGGUGUGUCCUCACCGAACGGGCAGGGAUUGGGAUCAGCUGGGACAAUGAGGCUCCUCCUAUUUACCAGGAUGUGCCCCCCAGCCCGCCGGCCUAUUGCGAGGAUAUGAUUUUCUCGACGGAGAACUCCAUUGCAGAGAUGUUAGAACCGCUGGACUGCGCGCAUGGGGGCGUGCAAUCCGAAGCCGCACGGACAUUGCCGUCCAACACGGCAGUCUGAGCGGGCUCGGCGCUGGUGGGAGGUGAAGAGCACUUGCCGGUUGGUCUCGGUGUUGUGUUGUUUGAAGCGUUUGUUUUGUAUGAUACCCUAAAUGGCGACUUCUAGGUUAUCGAUGGUUACUCGGGGCGACGGGAAAACGGCGGGGCCGGAGGGA
Messenger RNA from Chaetomium strumarium, 1905 nucleotides. RefSeq lists its product as uncharacterized. The coding region runs from base 186 to 1751 and encodes 521 amino acids. Gene Ontology annotation, cellular component: cytosol; plasma membrane; cytoplasm. Gene Ontology annotation, biological process: ubiquitin-dependent endocytosis. Gene Ontology annotation, molecular function: ubiquitin protein ligase binding; protein-macromolecule adaptor activity. The transcript has 2 exons. Lineage: Eukaryota; Fungi; Ascomycota; Sordariomycetes; Sordariales; Chaetomiaceae. The record is from RefSeq and is a predicted model, not a curated record.